UUGUGAGAGAUGUGUUUAAGUAGUCACUCAUUGUCCCUGUUCACAUUUGAGAUCUGACAAUCAUUUGGCAUCACACACAAUGUCUGAUACAGGGCUUCCCAGUGGCGGUUCGAUUUUUACCAGCUUGCCUGAUGUUCUCUUCAUCCCAGAGUUUGUGUUUGGUGGAUUGGUGUGGACCCUGAUAGCUUCGACAAGUGUGACAGCAGCAAAUCCUCUGGGAUGGAUCAUGUUUGUGUCCAUAUUUUGCUUUUUCAUGACCACCCUUUGGUUCUUUAUAUUCCUCACUGGAAAAAACAAGAGCAGCAUCUGGCCUAAUCUGGAUGUUGGAUAUCAUGCCACUGCUGCAUUGUUUUAUCUAAGUGCAUCUGUGCUUCUGGCUUAUGUCACUACCCAGCUGAAAGCACAAUCUUCUUCAUCUGUUGAAUUUUUUAGGAUAUACCAGUUAUUCAUUGCCGCCGUGGUGAUGGCCUUCUUUACCACAUUUCUGUACUGCAUUCAUGCAAUUCUUUCUGCUUUCCGACGGAUGUCGUCCUAAAACUAUAAAGCCAUAGAAAAGAAACACAUUUUCUAGAGAACAUCGUUGGAAUGCCCCAGAUGAACCAAACAGCGAACCAAACAUAUGACAGCAAACCCUGCCAAACACAACCUCAUCCAAACUACGCUGUACCAGCCGGAUACCAGGGACGACCCACCAUCCAAACUAAACAACCAACCAACCCCAAACAACUCGAUAGGAUAUAGGGGACCGAUCUUUACCAUAACCAUUGAACCAGCAGAAUAUAAGGAAUAAACCUUAACUAAGCACCCACUGUAUAUUAUGUGCUCAGCAAAAAACUAAAGGUUUUUUUGGUUUUGUUUUUGUAAUUUAAUUUCUUAUUUUUAUAUUCAAUAGACCUUAGAUUUGUUUUAAAGGUUUUGAAGAGUCGCUCAAAACCUCUGCCAUUCUGAAGUCUGUAAAUGCAUUUAAUAUGUGCUGUGUGUUCGAGCUGUCAAAAAACAAACAACCAACUUUUGUAUAAUAAAUAUGUGAGAUAUA
This is a messenger RNA of Triplophysa dalaica, 1036 nucleotides long. Its product is annotated as myelin and lymphocyte protein-like. Gene Ontology annotation, biological process: myelination. Gene Ontology annotation, cellular component: membrane. The transcript has 4 exons. Gene Ontology annotation, molecular function: structural constituent of myelin sheath. NCBI's taxonomy places the organism in Eukaryota, Metazoa, Chordata, Actinopteri, Cypriniformes, Nemacheilidae. The record is from RefSeq and is a predicted model, not a curated record. The coding region runs from base 80 to 535 and encodes 151 amino acids.